Striga asiatica is the source of this 2885-nucleotide messenger RNA. The record is from the annotation of a GenBank genome assembly. Lineage: Eukaryota; Viridiplantae; Streptophyta; Magnoliopsida; Lamiales; Orobanchaceae.
UUCAUACGCAACAUAAAAAAUAAUUAUACAUCUUUUAAAUAAAAAUAUCUAUAAAUAUAUGAAUUAAAAAUAAAAUUAUUAAAACAAAAAACAUAAGAAGAAAAAAAGGAGACGACCAAGAUUACUCAAGCAGGCAUAGUAUUGUAGCUGUAAACGAUAAACUGUAUUUGCUGGGUCGUCGGCACUCGUCAGCCCGGAUAAAUAACUAUGAACACGCUGUUACUCCCUCCGCCACACCUCCACCUCCGCUCCCACAUCCCCCGCGCGUCGCCCUUCCCCAGCCACCGCCACUGCCGCCACCUCCUUCCCUCCGCCUCCUCCCACCAUGACUUCACCCUCCCGGCCGCCGUCAACGGACACGAGCAGGAUCCCUACGACGUCGCUCGGCUCCCCAACCCCUACUACGACUUCGCACCGCUCCUCGAUUUCCUCUCCACCCGCUACAAACCACCCCACCCGGCCCGGCCGGACCCGCCCACCGCCCUCGACCCGUCGGAGCUCAGCCUCGCCGAGUCCUACUGCGCCGUCCCGGCCCCCCUCUGGCACUCCCUCAUCAAAGCCCUAUCCUCCUCGCCGUCCUCCUUCUCCACCGCCUUCGCCCUAGUCACCUGGCUCCAGCGCCACAACCUCUGCUUCUCGUACGAGCUGCUCUACGCCAUCCUUAUCCACGCCCUAGGCCGAAGCGAGAAAUUGUACGAAGCCUUUCUGCUAUCUCAGCGCCAGAGCCUGACUCCGCUAACCUACAAUGCCCUAAUUGGGGCCUGCGCCAGGAACGACGACCUCGAGAAGGCACUGAGUCUAUUGGAGAGGAUGCGCCGGGACGGGUACCAAUCCGAUUUCUUCAAUUACAGCCUAAUUAUUCAGUCCCUGAUGCGAAACAGCACCAUAGACGUCUCCAUACUCGAUAAAUUGUACGGCGAGAUGGAGUCCAGCAGGAUCGAAUUAGACACUAAGUUGUUUAAUGAUAUAAUCUUAGGGUUUGCCAAAGCCGGUGACAUUGAUCGGUCCAUGUACUUUCUAGGAAUGAUGCAGGGGAAAGGGCUGAGCCCGAAAACGAGCACGGUUGUGGCCGUUGUAAAGGAGCUUGGGAAUUCGGGCAGGGUCGACGAGGCAGAGGCCAUUUUUGAAGAAUUAAAGGAAGGCGGGCUAGAACCCAGGACCAGUGCCUAUAAUGCCCUCCUGAGAGGGUAUGUGAAAAUUGGGGCCCUGAAGGACGCUGAGUACAUUGUGUCCGAAAUGGAAAAAAGUGGUGUUUUGGCAGACGAGCACACAUACAGCUUGCUAAUUGACGCGUAUGGUAAUGCCGGGAGAUGGGAGAGUGCAAGAAUCGUCUUGAAGGAAAUGGAAACAAACAAUGUAAAACCCAACUCGUUCGUUUUUACUAGGAUUUUGGCUAGCUACAGGGACAGAGGCGAGUGGCAGAGGUCGUUCCAGGUCCUCAAGGAGAUGAAGAGCUGCGGGAUUAAGCCCGACCGCCAGUUCUAUAAUGUGAUGUUAGAUACAUUUGGGAAAUAUAAUUGCCUAGACCACAUGAUGGCCGCUUUCGAGAGGAUGAAGGAGGAGGGGGUCAAGCCAAACACGGUGACUUGGAACACGCUUAUAGACUGCCAUUGUAAGCAGGGGCAUCACGAUAAGGCGGAGAACUUGUUUGAGGAGAUGCAGGAAAAUGGAUGUUUGCCUUGCACGACAACUUAUAAUAUUAUGAUUAACUCGUUUGGUAGGCAAGAGAGGUGGGAUGACUUGAAGGGGUUGUUGGGAAAGAUGAAGGGGCAGGGUUUGCUGCCAAAUGCGGUGACUUACACGACGCUUGUGAAUAUUUACGGGCAGUCGGGGAGGUUUAAUAAAGCAAUGGAGUGCUUGGAGGAGAUGAGAUCAGCUGGGCUGAGGCCCUCAUCGACAAUGUAUAAUGCGCUGAUCAAUGCAUACGCGCAGAGGGGAUUAUCUGAGCGAGCCGUAAAUGCAUUCAGAGUAAUGAGAGGCGAUGGUUUAAAACCCAGUCUUCAUGCUCUUAAUUCGCUGAUUAAUGCUUUUGGAGAGGACAGAAGAGAUUUGGAAGCUUUUGCUGUGUUGCGGUACAUGAAGGACAAUGACUUGAAACCUGAUGUCAUUACUUAUACCACACUAAUGAAAGUGUUAAUUCGCGUGGAGAAAUUUGAAAAGGUCCCAGCCGUUUAUGAAGAAAUGCUUGCAUCUGGAUGUACCCCAGACAGAAAAGCAAGAGCAAUACUGAGGUCUGCUCUAAAGUACAUGAAGUCUACACUAAAACGGUAGCUGGUUCCUUUCUGUCAUAUGGAAAAGUGAAUGAUGGUGUCAAUUGCAAGCUGAAGUAUUUACCAUUUCUUCCAGGUUGUUUCAAGACAUGAUCUUGAACCAUAGACUUUCGUGACGGCACAAAUGCCUGGGCAGGAUGUUAAACUUCCUCUCCAUAUUUGCCAAGGAAUUUCAAAUAUAGAAUAGGGGAUUACUUCUGUUGAUUUGAUUUGUUGACGUUUGAAACGAGCAAGUCUGUCAGGAUCUUAUCAACACUCAACAGUUCACUUUAUGUUUCACGAAGCUUCAACAAAGGAGAAAGGGGAAAAAACGACCAUUCCAUUUGAAGAUAUCAAUAAUUUCUCAUUCAAGGUAAUUGCUUUUCCAAUGCUUAUGCAGUAGAUCACGAAUCAAAUCUCAUGUAUCUGCUGUUACAAUAAUCAACAGUAGACCGUGUAUACAGACAAGAUUUUCAUUUUCAUUUCAUACCUCAACCAAACAAAAAUGUAUAUCAUUAGAGAAUAAUAAUAUACACUUACCCAAAACCCCCCAAAAAAAAGACAAAUCUCCCGUCCCUAGCAAAACUUAUAGAAAUAAUCCAAAUUUUGUGAAACCAAAAAAAAAAAAAGGUAAAA